Messenger RNA from Nothoprocta perdicaria, 1845 nucleotides. It is a transcript of the gene HCN3, whose product is annotated as hyperpolarization activated cyclic nucleotide gated potassium channel 3. Gene Ontology annotation, biological process: transmembrane transport; potassium ion transport. Gene Ontology annotation, molecular function: voltage-gated potassium channel activity. The transcript is spliced from 8 exons. Bases 16 to 1845 code for a protein of 609 amino acids. The record is from RefSeq and is a predicted model, not a curated record. NCBI's taxonomy places the organism in Eukaryota, Metazoa, Chordata, Aves, Tinamiformes, Tinamidae. Gene Ontology annotation, cellular component: membrane.
UACUGGGACCUCAUCAUGCUGCUGCUCAUGGUGGGCAACCUCAUCAUCCUGCCCGUGGGCAUCACCUUCUUCAAGGACGAGAACACGCCGCCCUGGAUCGUCUUCAACGUCCUCUCCGACACUUUCUUCCUGGCCGACCUGGUGCUCAACUUCCGCACCGGCAUCGUGGUGGAGGACAACACGGAAAUCAUCCUGGACCCGCACACCAUCAAGAUGAAGUACCUGAAGAGCUGGUUCCUGGUGGACUUCAUCUCCUCCAUCCCCGUGGACUACAUCUUCCUCAUCGUUGACCUGGAGACGCAGGUGGACUCGGACGUGUACAAGACGGCGCGGGCCCUGCGCAUCGUGCGCUUCACCAAGAUCCUCAGCCUGCUGCGCCUGCUGCGCCUCUCGCGCCUCAUCCGCUACAUCCACCAGUGGGAGGAGAUCUUCCACAUGACGUACGACCUGGCGAGCGCCGUGGUGCGCAUCUUCAACCUCAUCGGCAUGAUGCUGCUGCUGUGCCACUGGGACGGCUGCCUGCAGUUCCUGGUGCCCAUGCUGCAGGACUUCCCCGACGACUGCUGGGUCUCCAUCAACCGCAUGGUGAACGACUCGUGGGGCAAGCAGUACUCGCACGCGCUCUUCAAGGCCAUGAGCCACAUGCUGUGCAUCGGCUACGGGCAGCAGGCGCCCGAGGGCAUGACCGACGUGUGGCUCACCAUGCUCAGCAUGAUCGUGGGCGCCACCUGCUACGCCAUGUUCAUCGGCCACGCCACCGCGCUCAUCCAGUCGCUGGACUCGUCGCGGCGCCAGUACCAGGAGAAGUACAAGCAGGUGGAGCAGUACAUGUCCUUCCACAAGCUGCCCGGGGACACGCGCCAGCGCAUCCACGAGUACUACGAGCACCGCUACCAGGGCAAGAUGUUCGAUGAGGAGAACAUCCUGGGCGAGCUGAGCGAGCCGCUCAARGAGGAGAUCAUCAACUUCAACUGCCGCAACCUGGUGGCCAACAUGCCCCUGUUCGCCAAUGCAGACCCCAACUUCGUGACGGCCAUGCUGACCAAGCUGCGCUUCGAGGUCUUCCAGCCCGGAGACUUCAUCAUCCGCGAGGGCACCGUGGGCAAGAAGAUGUACUUCAUCCAGCACGGCGUCGUCAGCAUCCUCACCAAGGGCAACAAGGAGACCAAGCUGUCCGAUGGCUCCUACUUCGGGGAGAUCUGCCUGCUGACGCGGGGCCGGCGCACGGCCAGCGUGCGGGCGGACACCUACUGCCGCCUCUACUCGCUCUCGGUGGACCACUUCAACGAGGUGCUCGAGGAGUACCCCAUGAUGCGCCGCGCCUUCGAGACCGUCGCCAUGGACCGCCUGGACCGCAUAGGGAAGAAGAACUCCAUCCUKCUGCGCAAGCGAGCCGAGCACAGCACGGGCUCCAUCAACACCGAGAUGAUCCAGCAGAUCGUGAAGCACGACCAGGACGUGGCCCACAGCAUCCAGGACCUGCAGCACGUGGCCGUGGGCCGGGAGCUGAGCGGCAAGCCGGUCAUCUGGGAGCCGCUGGUGCACGCGCCGCUGCAGACGGCYGCCGCCACCACCAACGUGGCCAUCGCCCUGACGCACCAGCACAGCCUGCAGGCCCACAUCUUCCUGCCGCCCUCGUCCAUGUCCAGCCCGCUGUCGCCCGAGGCGGCGCUGCUGCCGCGGCCCACGCGCCGCUCCCAGCCCAGCCUGGCCGGCUCGUCCCGGCCCCCGUCCGUGGGCUCCGCGUCGGGGCCGCAGUCCCACCUGCAGACGCCGGCGGCCGCGUCGCCGUCCUCCCCGCUGCUGCCCUCGGAGAGCGCGCGUCCCCGAGCGCCGUUAGAGUAG